AAGUAGAGGACGCAGGAAGCUAUUCCUUGCAACAGCUGCUCUGCUACUGUUAUAUAAUUAAUAUUGCACUAGGAACAGACGCAACAGUAAUUUGUUUUAAUGAUAUCCAUAGAGUUCAGAGAGAGGAUUACACUGUGUAUAGACAAGCUAGAAAAAGUAACACAAUCUACAGGAACUAGAACAACCCUCUCCACCCAUUUGCUCCUCCCUUCAGUUAGCACUACCGGUGAACAUGGCUGCUGUUCCUUCAGCUGCUGCAGCUGCUCAGGACGAGCUGAAUCAACUUGAGCGCGUGUUCCUGCGCCUUGGACAUGCAGAAACAGAUGAACAGCUCCAGAGUAUUAUUUCAAAGUUCCUGCCUCCAGUGCUGCUCAAGUUAUCGAGCGCCCAGGAAGGUGUACGGAAGAAGGUAAUGGAGCUCCUUGUUCACCUAAAUAAACGGAUCAAGAGUCGUCCCAAGAUACAGCUACCAGUGGAGACCUUGCUAGUGCAAUACCAGGACCCUGCUGCUGUUUCUUUUGUGACGAAUUUUACAAUAAUUUAUAUAAAAAUGGGUUAUCCACGAUUACCAAUUGACAAGCAAUGCGAACUCGCCCCGAGCCUCCUAACUGCAAUGGAAGGCAGACCCCAACCUCAGCAAGACAGCCUUAUGCACCUUCUAAUACCAACACUUUAUCACAUGAAAUACUCUACUGAAGCAUCAAAAUCCUCCUCACAUUUUAACCUUGCUGAGAAACCAAAGACUGUGCACUUGCUUUUGGACUUUAUGUUGGACGUCCUUCUGAUGCCUUAUGGUUUUGUGCUUACUGAGCCACAGAGUCGUCAAAGUGCACAAUCCGGGCAGGGGUCCUCAACUCCAAGCAGCGCUGGUGGUGUUGGAAUCCCUCAGCCCCCUCCAGGCCUGAGCUUCUAUUCAGCAAAACGUGUUAUAGGAGACAACCCAUGGACAGCAGAACAACUAGAGCAGUGCAAGCUGGGAAUAGUAAAGUUCCUUGAGGCUGAAGAGGUUCCAGAGCUGGAAGCCGUCAUCCAUUUGGUAAUUGCAUCGAGUGACACACGGCAUAGUGUAGCUACUGCUGCAGAUCUGGAGCUGAGGAGCAAGCAGAGCUUAAUUGAUUGGAAUGAUCCGAUUAUUAUUAACAAAAUGUACAAAGUUUAUCUGGGAGACAUUCCACUUAAAACAAAGGAGGGGAAUUUGUUGAAGCCAGAACUCAAGAGAGAUCCUGUCAGUACUCGUGUCAAGUUAAAGAUUGUGCCUCACCUUUUACGAUCCAGGCUAGCAGCAGAGUUAUUUCCAUCAAACAUACAGGUGGUGUAUGAUGGGCUAUUUGGUGGAAACACAAAUGCCAAAUUACGGACCUUAUCUCUGCAGUUUGUGCACCACAUCUGUUCUGCUUGUCCUGAUAGUAAAAUUAAACCACUUGGCCCGAUGUUGCUUAAUGGACUCACCAAGUUAAUCAAUGAAUACAAAGAGGACCCUAAGUUGCUGUCUGUGGCAUAUUCAGCUGUUGGAAAGCUCUCUGGACGUAUGCCUCAACUAUUCACUAAGGAUCUAGCACUUGUGCAGCAGUUUUUUGAAGCCUUGCGCAAGGAGGAUAUGGAUGUCAGACUGUCCAUACAGGAAGCCUUGUCUAUGAUGGUCAAUGCUUACACUCAUUUAGAGGGGGCUCAGCUGACCCUUAUGGAAGCGCUUGUGGGUUCAUACCUUGUGAAGCCAGAAGUGCAGGUUCGUCAAGUGGCAGUAAAGUUUGCAAGCAGUGUUUUUUCUCCUGAUCACAUCCCUUCAAGAUAUUUGCUGUUGCUGUCAGCAGGAGACCCACGUGAGGAGGUGUAUGGGGAGGCACAGAGGGCCCUCAGGACCUUUUCUGCAAGCGGGGAAAAAGAUGGCCCACAUCAAAAACUUCCGUCCUUCCCAGUGAUGGUCCAGCAUAUUGUGGAAAAGGCUUAUCACCGGAUGAAAUCUCCUGUCAAUUUUGUGAAUACAACCUCCGUUCUCCCAUUUAAUCCAGCUGCAUUUUUAGAGAUAAUCCUGUACCUGAGGAUGUGUCUGGCACACAGUGCAGGAGUGACUCCCACAACCCAGUCAUUAGCAGACAUGCAAGACCAGGCCCCUGCUAUAGGUCGCUACAUAAGGGAGCUGGUGUCCAGCAAUAUCCCCACAACAGGGUCUCCCUCUGCAAAAACUCAAGAUGCCAACCCAGUAGAGAUGUACAUAGGCCUUCUCCAUCAGUUACUGUCGUCAUCUGCAGGAUUGCAGGUAAUGUACUGCCUUCUUGAAGUAGUCUCGGUCUGUCCCCAGAAGUUGGCUGUCAGUUUAGCAGAUAAAACAGACUGGAUAAAGGGUCUGAUGAUUUCAAGCAAAGAAGAAAUGCGUGAGCUUGCAUCACAGCUUUAUGCAGUUGUUAUUUCCACUGUAUCGGCUGCUGAACUAAAGUCUAAACUUCAGUAUCUACUUAAGAUGGCAAAGGAUAACAGUAAUCCUGAGGCCCAGCAUGGAUGUUUGCUAGCUCUGGGAUACCUAAUCGGAAGGUGCUUGGCCAAGUACAAUAGGAAAGAUUUAGAAUUGGUAGAAGUGUCAAAACCUGCUCUAGAUAUUGUGCAGGAUGAAAUCUUCAAGACUUGCACAGAAACUAUUGGUUCACUUUUAGAUAAUGCGUCUCCUAUGUUAGCCAUUGCUGCCACUACUGCUCUGGGCGAGAUAGGAAGGAAUGGGCCACUCCCUGUUCCAGAUGAAGGACCUGGGCUUUCCAAACAGCACUUUGUUGAAACCCUGCUGGCCCGAAUACCCUCUGGAAAGGAGACAAACAAGUCCAAAGAACGAGCCAUAAGGACCUUGGGUUACUUUCCUGUCGGGGAUGGUCAUUUCCCCCAUCAGAAGAUGCUUCUUCAAGGGCUUAUGGAGUCAGUCGAAGCAAAGCAAGUGGAACUUCAGUUCACAGUAGGAGAAGCAAUUACAAACGCUGCUGUUGGCACAACGUCUUCAGCUGCCCGGGAUGUUUGGAUCAUUGCAGAGGAGGCGUUCAGUCCUCUCGCUGGUGUUCAUGUAAAUGAUGUGGUUCCCUGGGUUCUAGACCAGAUUUUGAACAAGCAUGUAUCAAGCGUAAAUCCACAUGUCAGACAAGCUUCUUGCAUAUGGCUCUUGUCCCUGGUGAAAAAGCUUAACACGCAUCAAGAAAUCAAGUCUAAGCUGAAGGAGAUUCAGAGUGCCUUUGUAUCCAUUCUAUCUGAAAAUGAUGAACUUAGCCAAGAUGUUGCAUCGAAAGGUCUUGGGUUGGUAUAUGAACUGGGCAGUGAGCAAGACCAACAGGAGCUGGUGUCCACUCUUGUUGACACUCUCAUGACUGGGAAAAGGGCUAAGCAUGAAGUUUCUGGGGACACAGAGGUUUUUCAGGGUACCUCCCUCGGCAAAACUCCAGAUGGGCAGGGCUUGUCUACGUACAAAGAGCUGUGCGCUCUGGCCAGUGACCUUAGCCAGCCAGAUCUCAUAUAUAAGUUCAUGAAUUUGGCUAACCAUCAUGCUAUGUGGACCUCACGAAAGGGAGCUGCUUUUGGAUUCAAUGUGAUAGCUUCUAAAGCAGGGGAACAACUUGCUCCAUUUUUGCCCCAACUGGUUCCUCGACUUUAUCGCUAUCAGUUUGACCCCAACACUGGAAUUCGCCAGGCUAUGACUAGUAUUUGGAAUGCUCUGGUCACAGAUAAAGGAACAGUUGAUAAGUACUUGAAUGAAAUUCUUCAAGAUUUGAUUAAUAACUUAACAAGCAACAUGUGGCGGAUACGGGAAUCAAGCUGUUUAGCUCUAAACGACUUACUGCGUGGGCGCCCAUUGGAUGAUGUUGUUGACAAACUUCCUGAGAUAUGGGAGACCCUCUUCAGAGUUCAAGAUGAUAUAAAGGAGUCUGUCCGAAAAGCUGCAGAACUGGCCCUGAAAACAUUAAGCAAGGUGUGCAUUAGGAUGUGUGAACCGAGCAAAGGAGCAGCGGGACAACAUACUAUAGCUGUGCUUCUGCCAUGUCUGCUAGACAAGGGAAUGAUGAGCUCAGUGACUGAAGUCCGAGCUCUGAGCAUCAACACACUUGUUAAAAUCAGCAAAAGUGCAGGAGAGCUGCUAAAACCUCAUACACCAAAACUUAUCCCUGCUCUGUUAGAGUCUCUAAGUGUCCUGGAACCUCAGGUUCUUAACUACCUGAGUUUAAGAGCUACAGAUCAAGAGAAGACAGCAAUGGAUAGUGCGAGACUGAGUGCAGCAAAAUCAUCCCCAAUGAUGGAAACUAUAAAUAUGUGCAUACAACACCUCGAUGUUCUUGUCCUUGGAGAGCUGGUCCCAAGACUGUGUGAAUUAAUCAGGAGUGGCCUUGGUCUGGGCACUAAGGGUGGAUGUGCGAGCGUCAUUGUGUCUUUAACAACACAGUGUCCUCAGGACUUGAUGCCUUAUUCAGGUAAACUGAUGAGUGCUUUAUUAAAUGGGCUAAGUGACCGGAACAGUGUUGUGCAGAAGUCGUAUGCAUUUGCCUUGGGACAUUUAGUUCGGACAGCAAAGGAUAGCAGCACUGAAAAACUACUGCAAAAGCUUUCUACUUGGUACAUGGAAAAGGAGGAGUCGGCAUACAGGAAUGGUUGCACAUUAACUGUUCAUGCCAUCAGUCGCUACAGUCCAGAUGUAUUGAAGAACCACGCUGAACUGGUACUGCCACUGGCCUUUCUUGCUAUGCAUGAGGUUAAUGAUGAAGAGAAAGCAGAAAAGGAGGAUUCGAACCUUUGGAAAGAAGUAUGGCAGGAAAAUGUGCCAGGUAGUGUCAGUGGUGGAAUUAGACUAUACAUGAAGGAGUUGAUCGAUAUCACCAAUAAGGCCUUACAGUCAGCAUCUUGGAAGAUGAAAGCCCAGGGAGCGGCUGCCAUGGCCUCCAUUGCAAAGCAACAAACCGGUUCCCUCGUGCCUCCUCACCUUGGUAUGGUACUCGGCUCUCUUCUGAGGGGAUUGCCAGGAAGAACAUGGUCAGGGAAGGAUGAGUUACUAAAAGCUAUUGGAACAGUGGUUUCAGCGUGUAGUGAACAGCUGAAAAAUUCCACUCCAGAUCAGCCCUCUAUAGAUGAAGUUGUUCAAGCAGUAUUGAAGGAGUGUCGGAAGGAGAAUGUUAAGUACAAGAUAAGUGCACUAAAAUGUGCCGCUGAUGUUCUGGAGUCCACAAAGGAGGAUCAUUUCCAUGACUUGGCAGAAAUCCUCUUUCCUCUCAUAAAAAAGAAUUCCCUUGAAACAGUUGGAGCUCGUACUCCAAAAGAUGAAAAUGAUGAUGAGAAUGUAAAGACAAAAGAGCUGCAAAUGGAGUCUUUGUUGUGUGCCUUCUCAACCCUAGGAAAAGCCUGGCCCAGGAACGCAGAAACACAGUGUUGUUAUCGGUUUGAGGUUUGUAAGUUAAUGUGUGAAAGACUAAAACUUAGCACCUGGAAGGUCCAGCUUGGAGUACUACAGUCAAUGAACUCAUAUUUUCAAGGGUUGCUGCUGUUAGAAAAAGAAUAUUCAGACAGUAAUGCCCUGACAGAAAUCCUCACAGAAGCCUGCCCGGCAAUAACACAUUCUAUAGAAAAUAAAAGCUAUUCAUCUGUAAGAACUGAAGCCCUGUCUGUAUUAGAACUACUGCUUAAAAAACUUGAAGAUUCUGAACAGUGGAGAAGCCUUACACUCGAGAGCAGAAACACCCUUAUUACAUCUUUAUCUGCUAUGGAACAGGACAGCCGGCCAGAGUUACGAGAAAAAGGAUUAUUACUGAAGAAAAAACUUGAGAAUUUAAAUUAAAGUCUGUGCAGUGUAAUUCAACCCAAAUAUGUGCCGUGUACGUUGCAAAUAACUCAACAUGAGAUUACAUUUAUUCUGUAGCAUGCAUCAUUCCAUGGCCAAAUAAAGAUUUCCAUAAAUUAUAUUCAAUCCAACAUCACUGUGCAUUUUUAUAAGUCAUUUAGAACUGCAAAAACUAUCAAUACACUGUCAUUUUUCUUUGUUUAACAGUUACUUAGCUAUUUUUUUCAAGUAAAUGGUCAAAAGUGCUUUUUUUUUCUUCCCAAUAGUGAUUUGCAAAGAGAUUGCUGUCGUUUCAGUUUGAAACUGAUGGUGGUAAAGAGAGACUCCUUUUUUUUUAACGGAACCGGUUUCAUAUUUUUUCCUUCUUAAACUGGUUUUCUAUCUUUUUGAAUGUUUCCUUUGUAAAGGUUUUCACCGGUAAUCUACACACCAAUUUUUUUUGCUUUUAACAAAACCUAAAACUGCAGUAAAAUAUUUUUCAGGUGUAUUUGCAAUGCUAAGUUAUAGAUUUUAAGUAAUUGUUCAAAUUGACAAAUUCCCUUUUAUGGGAGAGUACCACCAGGGUUAAUAAUGUACUGUAUAAUUUGGGAAAUAUGGUAAAAUGUGUGUUUAUAUUAAAAAAAACUGACUUUCA
Molecule: messenger RNA, 6428 nt
Organism: Bombina bombina (fire-bellied toad)
Lineage: Eukaryota; Metazoa; Chordata; Amphibia; Anura; Bombinatoridae
Gene: ECPAS
Product: Ecm29 proteasome adaptor and scaffold
Exons: 49
Coding region: 233-5791 (1852 amino acids)
Biological process (GO): proteasome assembly
Cellular component (GO): cytoplasm; nucleus
Molecular function (GO): molecular adaptor activity
Source: RefSeq, a predicted model, not a curated record